Stegostoma tigrinum is the source of this 6933-nucleotide messenger RNA. RefSeq lists its product as uncharacterized. Bases 714 to 4358 code for a protein of 1214 amino acids. The record is from RefSeq and is a predicted model, not a curated record. Lineage: Eukaryota; Metazoa; Chordata; Chondrichthyes; Orectolobiformes; Stegostomatidae. Gene Ontology annotation, biological process: protein ubiquitination. Gene Ontology annotation, molecular function: zinc ion binding; ubiquitin-protein transferase activity; protein binding. The transcript is spliced from 16 exons.
GCUGCAGCCUCCUCUACUUCCGUGAGACCAAGCCGAGGCUCAGAGACCGCUUUGUAGAGCACCUGCGUUCUGUUAGCGACAAACAACCACACUUCCCGGUUGCGAACCACUUCAAUUCCCCCUCCCACUCCCACUGCGUGGGUGAUAUGUCCAUCCUGGGCCUCCUCCAGUGUCACAAAUGUCGCCUCUUGGGAACGAGAGGAGCAGCACCUCGUAUUUCCGCCUCGGGAACCUACAACCCAAUGGUCUCAAUGCGGACUUGACCAGUUUCAAACUCUUCCCAUUCUCAGUCUCAUCCCAUGGUCAACCCUCCCUCUCAUCCCCGCCUCCUUGACUCCCCACUCAUUGACCAAUCCCCACCACUGCCUACCUGCACUCACCUAUUACCAUCCCACCUACCUACCCCAGCCCCACCCUACUCCCUAUUUAUUUGAGCCCCCUUCCCUCCUUCUGUUUCUGAAAAAAAAAGCUCUAGACCCGAGACACCAGCUUCCUUGCUCCUCUGCUGCUGCCUGGCCUGCUGUGUUCCUCCAGCUCCACACUGUGUUAUCUCCGACUGUAGCAUCGGCAGUUCCUGCUAUCUCUUUAGAUUUAUGACGUGCUUGCUAAUCAGAUGAGUACAGCAAGGCACCUUGCCGGAGGCAAUCCCACUGAACAAUCCGGAAGAAAGACUUAAAUCGCCUCCCGAGCUGCGGACGAUCCGGGGAAGGAAAAUGGCUACUAAUUUAGAGAUUGACUUGUGUUGUCCUGUUUGCCUGGAGGUCUACCGAGACCCGGUGCUACUCCGCUGCGGCCACAACUUCUGCAGAGUCUGCAUCGAGAGAUACGUAGAGGAGUCAGAGGAACCACUGACCUGCCCUUGCUGCCGAGCAGAGUUUGAGGAGGAUUCGAUCUACUGCAAUCGGCAACUGGCCAACGUGAUAGCCGGAGUGUUGGACCUCCGGGUCGGUGCCGGAGCGCCGGAUGGGGACCUGCAAUGUGAGAGACAUAGGAAGACUCUGGAACUCUUCUGUCUGGACGACAAAAUACUCGUCUGUUUGAUCUGCGCACUCUCCCAAGAUCACAAAGGUCACAACUGCGUCCCGAAAGAUGAAGCGUAUGAGGAAUGCAAGGAAAUACUGAAAUGUGAAAUUGCAUCGCUGGAAAAGGAGUUUAAAAAGUAUGCAACAAUGCGCAUGUCACAGGGGCAAAGCAUCACUCAACUAUUGGACAUGACAGGAAACUUAAGAGAAGAAAUUGCAGCGAAAUUUGAAAUCUUGCACAAUUUUCUGAAAACGAAGGAAUGUGCAAUCAUGCAGAACCUUGCAGAAAAAGAAGAACAUAUUCUGAAACAACUGGAGGAAAAUGUUUUGAUACUUUCAAGAGAGUGUGACAACGUGGAAGCAAUAAUACAAGAUAUCUCUGUCGUGGUACAUUCAGAAGACAGCAACCAGUUAUUGAAGAAAUUUUCCAACCUUAAGAAAAGAGUUGAAUCAAUUUACGAUCCGAUACUGAAGAGACCAGAUGUCAAUUUGGAUGAAUUUUAUGGUCCUCUACAGUAUGGAGCUUGGAAACAGAUGAAGAAAGUCAUUAAAAUAGUUCCGAGUCCACUUCGAUUUGACCCCAAGACAGCCAAUCGUCACCUUCGCAUAUCAAAUCUCGGACGUAAAAUGACUUACUGUGAAAUACAGUCGGAGCCCCCAGCGACUCCUGAGAGAUUUACGAACCACCUCAGCGUUGUCGCCUCGUCUGGAUUAACCUCCGGAAUUCACUACUGGGAGGUAAAUGUGAGCGAAGGCUCUGACUGGUACCUCGGAGUGGCCUCAGCAUCCGUCAACAGGAAGGUGUGUGCCGCAACCAAGCCGGAGAACGGCUAUUGGACCAUAGCCCGCAGAUGUGGGGUAAAUUACUUUGCUUAUGACAGAGAAAGAGUGCCCAUCAAUCCUGACAUUAAUCUAGAAAUGGUUGGCGUUCAUCUUGAUUAUGAAAGAGGGAAGCUGUCCUUUUAUGAUGCCGAGGAUAUGUCCCAUAUUUAUACGUUUAGUGACACGUUUACAGAGAAACUUUACCCGUAUUUUAGCAUUAAUUGCAAUGAACAGUCUGUGGUGCCGACCUUAGAGCUGUUUCAUCUGGGUUUGGGCCCGGGGCCUGCCCUCUUGGCGGUGGUGGGGCCCGGGCCUGCACUCUUGGCAGCGGUAGGGCCCAGGGCCCGCACUCUUGGCAGCGGUAGGGCCUGCACUCUUGGUGGUGAUAGUCCUGGAGCCUGCACUCUUGGCAGCUGUAGGCCCGGAGCCUUCACUCUUACGGCAGGACUAUUGGCAGCAGCGGUGCCUCAAAUAGGAACUCCUGGUGGCAGUAGGCCCAGAGCCUGGAUUCUUAGCAGUGGAGGUGCCCUGGUGGCAGUAGGCUCAGAACCUGGACUUUCGGCAGCGGCAGUGGCCAGAUCCUGGAUUUUGGUGCUGUUGGCAAGCGCGGCCGUCAGGGAGCGGACAGUGCCCGCGAUAUUGGCCAUCCGUCUGUCGGGCCUGAGUGCCCUCGCCGGCAGCCGGCAGCGACAUUCCGGGCAGGAACAGUUCCCACCAUCCCAGAAGACCAGAAUGCAGCCCCUGCAGAAAACGUGCCCACAAUCCAGGGAGACCGGCUCGUCAAAAUACUCCAGGCAGAUGGAGCAGGUCAGCAGCAUAACAGAUAUCAGUCUUCAGCCAAUUCGAUUCACUACACUUGAUAUCCAGAAAUGGUUGGAAGCACUGGGUAUGGCAAAGAUUGAGCCCUGGCGACAUUCUGGCCAUAGUAUUGAAGACUUCUGCUCCAGAAUUUUCCACCCCCUGGCCAAGAUGUUCGAACACAGUUGUAACAGUGGCAUCUACCUGACAGUGAAAAUGGUUGUGGUUAUUGGAGAUCAGUUAUUUCAGGUCCAGGACAUCUCUGCAGGAUUUUCUCAGGCAAGUAUCCCAGGCCCAAACAUCUUCAGAGUCGUCAUGGCGUCCUUACGAGUGCUGGAAAGUAUGAAGGAUGAGGCGGUCUGCUCAAUCUGCCUGGAUUUUUACAACGACCCGGUUACCAUAGACUGCGGCCACAACUUCUGCCGAGACUGCAUCCGAAACUACUGGGCGCCGGUGCAGGGCAAGGUGACGUGCCCGCAGUGCCGGACCCAGUUCAUCCAGAGGAACGUCAGGCCCAACUACUUCGUCUCCAACAUCGUGGAGAGCGUGAGGAAACUGAGCCUGGGCCAGGGGGAAGCGCCGUCACUGUGUCCCGAGCACGACGAGAAGUUCAAAAUGUUCUGCAGGGACGAUCAGAGGCCCAUCUGCGUGGUGUGCUCCACGUCCUGGCGACACCGGGGCCAUGCGGUCAGCCCCAUCGCCGAGGCUGUGGAACUCUACAAGGGCAUGCUGCAGAAAAAGGUGGAUUUGCUGCAGCAAGAACUGGCGGAGGUCAAUAAGAGUCAGAUGGAGGAAGAGACCCACAUAAACACAGUGAAGCUGCAGGCUGGUAGUCUGCAGAACAGUAUUGCGGCUAAAUUCGACCAGCUGCACCAGUUUCUGCAUCAGCAGGAACAGAGCCUUCGAACAAAGCUGCAGCAAAAGGAGAAGGCUACACUGCAGAAACUGGAACAAAACCUGGACAAAAUCUCUGAACAGCGCAUCGCCAUGGAACAGACAGUGGCAGAAAUACAGAAGAGGCUGACUCUACAUGAGACUGAAUUCCUGAAGGGCAUUAUUUCUGUUCUCGACAGGCCUGUGCUGCAGUUUAAGACGCCCACAAAAGUGUCCACUGAUCUUGGCCUUGGUGAAUUUUCAGGUCCUCUGCAGUACUUCGCUUGGAAGCAGAUCUUGAAGCUGAUUAAUCCAGUUCCAGCUGCUCUGAAUCUGGACCCGAACACAGCACACCCCCGGCUAGUGGUGUCAGACCAGCAGACCAGCCUGAAGUUCAGCGAAAGCAAGCAGCAGGUCCCUGACAAGGCGGCAAGGUUCAUGAACUGGCACAGCGUGCUGGCACGUGAGGGUUUCAAAGCGGGUCAGCACUACUGGGAAGUAAAGGUGGGCAAUAACAGCACCUGGGCAGUGGGGCUGGCGAAGGAGUCUGUACCACGCAAGAAGGAUUUCUCGCCAGAACCGGGUGCUGGGGUCUGGGCCUUGUGGCGGCUGAAGGACGAGUACACAAUCCUGACCACUCCUCGGACUGCCCUCCCCAUCCAGACCAGACCCCGGACGCUGGGGGUCUACCUCGACUAUGAAGCAGGCCAGGUGUCGCUGUAUGAUGCAGCAAGUCUUUCUCAUCUCCACACCUUCACUGAUAAAUUCACUGAGAAAGUCCACCCCUUCCUCCUAACAGGCUGUGCACUUGACUCGUUGAAACUCAUCCACUUGCAGAUAUAAAACAUAAAAUUUAGGUGUAAGCAUAUGCCACCCAGCCCAUUGAGUCUCUAUCAUUCAAUGAAAUCAUGGCCAAUUUCAUCAUUCUCAAACUUCACCUUCCUGCCUUUCCCCAUUCCCUCACUGAUUAAAAAUCUUUCAAUCUCAGCUUUGAAAAGAUGUUACCAUCAGGUUUACUCAAUGUCAUGUGUCUUAAGUCUCAUUAACAGUCCAAUUUAAAAGAAUAUUUCAUUAAAGGCAAAACAGGGAUAGUAGUCAUGAGAAUUGAUAAUUUUCUAUUUACAGGAAUAGAAAUGUACUCCACUAUUCCUUCAGAUGUUUUGAGCUAAACCUCUCGAGGUCCAUUUUAUAGUCUCACUCAACUUUCUGCCUUCAAAAUGCUUCUGAAAAGCUACAGGUUUGGCCAAUGAACUGUUAAUAGAUCUCGACCUUCUCAUGUCAGUCUGAACAGAAAGUUUUUACCAUGUUCGGAAAUCAAUGACUGUCUUUGGAAUUGAAUAGUCCAGUUUCCUGAAAGUAUCACAUUUACUGUGAAGUGUGGUGAACUUGAAAGUUGUAAUGCAUUUAAUAUUUCUGCCUUCAAAAAGCAUAAAUAAAAUUAUAGUCAUCAAGAUCGUAGGGAGGCCAGACAUGAUUUUAAUUGGUGCCCCAAACAUUAUCUUCCGUGUCUACUCCCUUUACCAGUGAUGCUCAGUACACACUUCUGCUAUUGUCUACAAGAUGCACUGCAGAAAUUCACCAACGAUUCUCAAUUAGCACCUUCCAAACCCACGACUACGUCUAACCAGAAGAACCAGGGCAGCAGAUAUAUAGGAAUGCUACCACCUGCAAGUUCCCUUCCAAGCCCCUCGCUAUUCUGUCUUGAAAAUAUAUCUCAAUUUCUCCAAUGUCGCUGGUUGAAAUUGUAGAAUUCCCUCCCCAAGAGCAUUGGCAGGUCUACUUACAGGACAUGGACUGUAUCAGUUCAUGAAAGCAGCUCACUACCACUUCUCAAGGCCAACUGGGGACAGACAAUAAAUACUGGCCCAGCUAGUGACACCUACAUCUUAAGAACAAAUGUCAUACGGUAAAUAAAACAAGUUACAUUUUCUUUAAUAACUAAUGGACAAACAGUUGUGAGAUCAUUGGAACAUUUACUUAAGUCUGUUUGUACUUAGACUUCAAUCUCACUGCUCUUCACACCGAUUCAAAUGUUGUUGUGACUCUGACAGGGGAGACUGCUGAUAAUCAAGUCCCUGACGGAUGAUUUUCGGAGCAGAUUUCAGAUUUUGAUGGGAAACAGUUAGGAACCGUGGCGUUACAACCUCAUCAGGCUUCACAAAUACUUCGAGCGAGCGAGAGACUUGUUGUUUUGCUGUAGUGAUUGUCUUUGUUGAGUCAGAGAGCUUCUUUCUGCUCUCAGUUUCUUUAAGAACUCACACCUUGGGUCUAUAGAAACAGGCAGAAACUUUGAGCCAGAGGCUGUUGCUGGGCAAUAAACAGAUCCAUGACUUCUCUAUUUUGGCUUGUCCCAUAAUCAAGCUAAAAAUCAUCUCUUAUUGCUUCUUAAAAACUUGCAUUGGAUUUUUUUUCCUGAAAAUUGCUUGAUUUUCCAGUGAACUGCAGAUAUUUUACACUUCUAAUUUCAUCUCUUGUUUCCAAGAAAUAACAUGAUAAAAUCUCUUCAAAGAAAUAUUCCACAUUCCAGUUUCUCAGUCCAUUAAUAUAUAUGUAUCCUUAGCAUUGAUAUUGCCAGAAUUUUUACAUAACAAUUGAAAUACUUGUGCAUAUUUUAGAUAAAUAGAAUUUGUGAAUAUUGGGAAGAUGAUGUGACAAAAUACAAGAAGGACAAACACACAGAAAUAGUUAGACUGCCCAAUCCUUGGGCAAGAUAUCAAAAUUCUGAUGGAAUCGGGUUAGCAGAAAAUACUGACCAGGUUACUGUACUUGAUAAGAACUCCAGUGCUUUAUUUUCUUAAUAUGUAAAUAAUAAUCACAAGGAAACAGCUGUGAGCAACAACAUGUGCCUGUAUUCAUUAUGUGUCGAUUUGGGUGCUCACUGUGUACUUGCAAACUUUCAAGCUGCUGCUCACAGACAUCCGUUUUAAAUCUCUGAGCACAGAAAAAGCACAUUAUCUUUAAAGGGGCAAUGUUUUUCCCCUUAGCGUUUUACAAACACCAAAUUCUAACUUCCUGUUUCCUAAUCCACAAAUGCUCUACGCAACUUCGCGACGUCUCCCCCUUUAAGAAAAAAAUGAACCAUCAUUAUGAAACGAUAGCUUCAUUUUUUUUCUUCUAUUUUAUAACCUUAACUCCGAUGUAUUGUUAGAUUCAUAGCUCAUUAAUGUCGAGUUGCUCGUUCUAUAUUAAUUCAAUUAAAAUAUAACAUUGAACACUACCGUUACUAUCUUACAUAAACAUUUUCUUUUAAACUCAUAUGAAAGCAUCUGUGAUAAUAUUUUCACAGCCCACAACAUGUACAAUCUGUAAAUUAAAUUCUUGUAACAAGAGACUCCAAUGAAAUAAUCUGGUGUUCUUGUCCUUAAAUCCUCCCAGAAACGUCAAAGGAUUGUGAUCAGUAUACACAAUCACCUCUGAU